CGGGGCCCAGGUGUACUUACAGGUCUGCGGGUGGGGGCCUCGACCUCCGCGCCAAACCCGGGAGGCGGGGCCGGCGUGCGGGCUAGGGACUGCUCCUCUAGGAUUGGCCUGUGCCCGGGAGGCGGGGCCUGUGCGCGCUGCAGCUGCGGGCUGCUAUUGGCCUCAAUUCAGGGCCCGCUGCCGGCGUGCGGGCGAGGCUCGGGGCGCGAGGACCGAGCCGGGCAGCUGGUUCGCGAGCCGAGGGAGGGGCCGGGGCGGUGGUAGAGGUGGCGGCGGCCGGUACUGGACCCGGCGGAAUGAGCGAGGCGGAGGUGGCAGCGGUGGUCACAGCGGUCCCCGCGGCGACGGUGCCCGCUACAGCGACAGGGGUGGUAGCGGUGGUGGUACCGGUGCCCGCGGGAGAGCCACAGAAAGCAGGCGGCGGAGCGGGCGGCGGCGGGGUCGGAGCCGCCCCCGGCACCGCUGCUGGGACCCCGUCGGCACCGGGCCCCCGUAACCCUGGCAAUCCGGCGACAGCACCCUCGGGGACCUCCGCGCUCCCAGCCCGGAGUCAGGCGGACAAGCCGGUGCUGGCAAUCCAAGUCCUGGGCACUGUCAAAUGGUUCAACGUCCGGAAUGGUUAUGGAUUCAUCAACAGGAAUGACACCAAGGAGGAUGUCUUUGUUCACCAGACAGCUAUCAAAAGAAACAACCCCAGGAAGUUUCUGCGCAGCGUUGGAGACGGGGAGACUGUGGAGUUUGAUGUCGUGGAAGGAGAGAAGGGUGCAGAAGCUGCUAAUGUAACUGGGCCUGGGGGUGUGCCAGUGAAGGGCAGCCGCUAUGCCCCCAAUCGACGUAGGUUCCGCCGAUUCAUCCCCCGGCCUCGCGCAGCUGCCCCACCACCCAUGGUGGCAGAGGUUCCAUCAGGUGGGACAGAACCAGGCAGUGAGGGGGAGCGAGCUGAAGACUCUGGGCAGAGGCCCAGAAGACGGCGCCCACCACCCUUCUUUUACCGACGUCGUUUUGUGCGAGGCCCUCGGUCCCCCAACCAGCAGCAGUCUAUAGAGGGCACUGAUGGGCUAGAACCCAAAGAGACAGCCCCAUUGGAGGGGGAUCAACAUCAGGGAGAUGAGCGGGUCCCCCCACCCAGAUUCCGGCCCAGAUACCGAAGGCCUUUUCGCCCCAGGCCACCCCAGCAGCCCACCACAGAAGGUGGGGAUGGUGAGACCAAGCCCAGCCAAGGCCCCACUGAUGGGUCCCGGCCUGAACCUCAGCGCCCACGAAACCGCCCCUACUUCCAACGGCGACAGCAGCAGCCGCCUGGACCCAGGCAGCCCACAGCCCUGGAACCUGACACCAAAGAGCCAGCAGUGCUGGGUCCACCUCUGGCAGGUGUCCCUGCUCACCAGGAAACCCCAGAGGCAAUUAAACCUCAGGCCCCAUUGACAGUGGGGACCCCACCACCACCAUACUGGAGUGACUCCAAUUUAGAGGACACCCAGAGCUACCAUCUGGUAUCUGCCAGUUUUUCCAACUGACCUGUACCCUACCCAGCACCUUCUCCCCGCUUUCCCAUAAUUCAUGACAUCAAAACACCGGCUUUUCCCCCUUUUCCUUGAGACUCAGGAGGGCCAAAGCAACAGCCUUUUGUUUGUUUUUUUUUUUCUUUUCUCUCCUUUACCAAGAGUUGAAGGGAUCCAUCCUUACUGUUCAGAGGCAACAACUUCCUCCCCUAAAUUCAGGCUGAGAAGAAACCAGCCAGCUCUUACCUCCUCCUGGUUGUUUUUCUUUCCCACCCCAGUUUAUUUUUGUUUCUCUUCUACCCACAUCUCUGAAGCCGUUUUAUGAACUGUCAUGUGCCACCUGAGCGUCCAGUAAAAACAAAAAAACAGGCUUUCCUGUUG
This is a messenger RNA of Manis javanica (Malayan pangolin), 1883 nucleotides long. It is a transcript of the gene YBX2, whose product is annotated as Y-box binding protein 2. NCBI's taxonomy places the organism in Eukaryota, Metazoa, Chordata, Mammalia, Pholidota, Manidae. Gene Ontology annotation, molecular function: nucleic acid binding. The record is from RefSeq and is a predicted model, not a curated record.